CCGAGCUUGUGCUUGUCAACUGCACGUCGUGAUCCUCCCGCCGAAGAAUUACUUUGGGCUGGACGUAUUACUCUCAUUGCGUUAUCGCCAAGACGCUCGCUCCCCUUCCGACACGCAAGGUUCUUGCACUGCUGACCGCCGACUGCCAACCGCCGACUGCCAAACUCACCGCACUUGAUUCCAAGUCAAACGAGGCCCUUGGUCAAGAUGUGCCACGACCCUCCGAAAUUCUGCCCGAGGUAGCUAGAACUUGAGAUAACAGGCAUUGGAAUCCCCCAACAACGAUGGGCCAGGGCUUUUCCCUUGCCGCCCCCCGCGCUGGGGGCGCCGGCAUCGAUGUUCCAGAGCUCGGCGACUUGGUCUACGAACGGUCCGUCGGUACCGGAGGCUUCAUGAAGAGUGUUCGAGCGCGGCAUCACGAUGGUGUUGUGCUGGCCAAGGUCCUCAUCAAGCCAUACCCCAUGUCCCUGGACAAAUACAAGCAGGAGAUUAUUCGCGAGCGACGAGUUCUAGCCGACGUGCCGAAUGCCCUACCGUACCAACGAGCCAUCGAGACCGAAACGAAUGGAUAUCUUGUCCGCCAAUUCCUCUACAACUCGCUCUACGACCGCCUCAGCACCAGGCCGUUUCUGGAAGACAUCGAGAAGAAGUGGCUGGCGUUCCAGCUUCUGUGUGCCCUCCGCGAUUGCCACAGCAAGGGCGUCUAUCACGGCGACAUCAAGACCGAAAACAUACUUGUGACGUCGUGGAACUGGCUCUACCUCUCUGACUUCUCAUCGUCCUUCAAGCGCGUCAUGUUGCCCGAGGAUAACCCCGGCGAUUUCUCGUAUUUCUUCGACACGUCUGGCAAGAGGACCUGCUACCUUGCACCAGAGAGGUUCCUGCCGCCCGGCGAAGAAGCCGACCCGAACGCCAAGGUGACCUGGGCCAUGGACGUCUUCAGCGCCGGCUGUGUCAUUGCCGAGCUGUUUCUCGAGACGCGCAUAUUCAGCUUGAGCCAGCUCUAUUCGUAUCGGAAGGGUGAGUACGAUCCGAGCAUCUCGCAUCUGAGCAAGAUCCCGGACAGGGACCUGCGAGAGAUGGUUGUCCACAUGAUUCAGCUGGAUCCCCAGAAGCGAUACUCUGCCGAGCAGUACCUGGACUUUUGGAAGGGCAAGGUGUUCCCAAACUAUUUUUACACCUUCCUGCAUCAGUAUAUGGAGGUCAUCACCGACCUCUCGUCUGGUCAAUACGUCUCAGGAGAACCAGCAGGGAAUAUCAGCAAAGCAGACAAGCGCAUCGAGCGGGUAUGGCUGGACUUUGACAAGAUUUCGUAUUUUCUGGGCUACCAGAACGGCGAGAAGCCGGCGGAGGAGUCCCAGCUUUCCCCGAGACUCGGCCUGGGGAAUUUCCCUGUGAGGCUCAAUAUUCCGAACAACGAGCAUUACGUCUCGGCGGAAAAGCAAGGUUCUGCCGACGACGGCACACUCAUCUUCCUGACCUUGGUUGUCUCAAGCCUCCGAAACACGGCACACGCCGCCGCGAGGAUCAAGGCCUGCGACAUCCUGCUCGCCUUUGCAGAGCGCCUGACGGACGAAGCAAAGCUGGACCGCGUCCUUCCAUACCUAGUUAUCUUGCUUAAGGACAAGUGCGACAUGGUUGUGGUCUCGGCGACCCGGGCUAUUACACAACUCCUCGACUUGGUCAAGGUCAUCACCCCUGUGAACUCGCAGAUCUUCUUAGACUACAUCAUGCCUCGGAUGGAACCUCUGCUGCUGGACACCCAGCGGACGUUGAGCCCGAUCGUCCGGGCGACAUACGCAUCUUGCCUCGGGAAGCUGGCAAUCACAGCGGAUCGCUUCCUCGCCAUGGCUGCGACGCUGCGGGCGGAUGGAUCCGCCGCUCUGGCUGAUCCUGAAGUUGAGCCCGGCAAUGAGGCCGGGGCGGCCUUUGCGGGGCUGUUCGACAACGCUCGACGGGAGCUCGCCGAGAUAUUCGAGGCCCACACCAAGACUCUCAUUGAGGACCCGGAGCCCUUUGUUCGAAGGGCAUUUCUCACUUCGGUCCCCGACUUGUGCAUCUUCUUCGGUGCUGCCCAGGCCAACGACAUUAUCCUCACACAUCUCAAUACUUAUCUGAAUGACCGCGAUUGGAUGCUGAAAUGCGCUUUCUUUGACACCAUCGUUGGUAUCGCGGCGUUUCUGGGGAGCAAUACUCUGGAGAAGUUCAUUCUGCCCCUCAUGGUCCAAGCUAUCACGGAUUCGGAAGAGCACGUGGUUCAGGGAGCGCUCCAUUCGCUCGCGGAGCUGGCAAAUCUGGGACUCUUGACGAAGCAGACAUAUCUCGAGCUGGUGGUGAUUGUUGGGCGGUUCACAAUGCACCCCAACAUCUGGAUCCGUGAGUCGGCUGUCGAGUUCAUCUCGGCUGGCUCGCGCUUCCUGAGCCCAGCAUACCUCAGGGUCCAGGUGAUCCCCAAGCUGACGCCAUACCUCAAGCCGCACAGGCUACCCCCUUUCACCGAACUUGGUUUGCUUGAGGCGCUUCAAAAGCCGCUAUCGCGGUCGGUGUUUGACCAAGCACUGUUGUGGGCGUCCAAGACUGAGAGGGCAGCUUUCUGGAAACCAUUUAAGAAGCUUAGGGAUGCCGUAUCGGGGCCCAUCUCCUCCAAGGCAGACUUCAACCCUCAGGCCUUGGCCAAGGCAACAAAAAAUGAGGAGGACGAGCAGUGGCUGAACAAGCUGCGGAAUCUGGGACUUGCUGAGGAAGAUGAGCCGAAGCUGCUCGCUCUUAGGGAGUUUAUUUGGCGGCUGAGCCAGAUCAAGGCGAGGGACUCGGCCGCGCAGGGUACAGUGAGCACGGCAGCGCUCAACAACAUCAUCUCGAUUCGUAGCCUGGGUGUCAUGCCGCAGACUGUCCUGUUCGACGAGGAGCCACUAGUCCCGCCAGUGAUCGCCUUCGACCGGGAUGCAAGCGCCCCGCGGACAAUCAAGGACGCGCUUCUUGACGCGUCCAUGUCGAUCGAUGACCCUGUCGGGAAGAAGCGGCGAGCGGCGUUGAAUAACCACCGCGCUCGGCUCGGUAGCAGGAAUAGUAUGUCGCCGAUGUCCGUGGACAGCAGGCGACCGCUGGAGGAUGACCUAGUCGUUUCUCAGACGACCAGGAAUGGGACAGGGCCAUCCAGCGGUCGAACCUCUGUUGCUCAGGGCAAGCCUACCGCGCUCUCGCCUUUAGAUGACGAUGGGUCCGUUAAGGACGCUCCUUACGCGACAAGGAGAGGGCUGCGGCACCAGUCCAGCGCUAUCAAUCUUCUCAACCGCAAGGACAGUGGCAAGUCUGGCCCCGAGACCGGUACAACCGAGGCCAACGCCUUUGGCGAGGUCGAAGGACCGUUCAGGCAGGUUCCGACACGAAUCACAUCGCAGGCCGAGAGGGACUCGGCGCUGGAAUACGCGGCAAUACGGCUGCAGGCCAACCACACUUACACGGGCAACGACCCCAACAUCCUCAAGAUGCUUGAUGAGAUGUAUGUCGACAACUACCCACAUGACCUUUACGACUAUGGUCCUUUUGUCACGCCGAUUAGGCGUCAGAAAAAUAAUGCUUCGACGGCGUCUCAGUCGGCGGUUGACGACGUUUGGAAGCCGUCGGGCAAGCUGGUGGCGACGUUCUCGGAGCACGUCGGGGCGAUCAACAGGGUCGUGGUUUCUCCCGAUCAUCAGUUCUUCCUCACGGGCGGCGACGACGGAUGUGUCAAGGUCUGGGACACGGCACGGCUGGAGCGUAACGUCACUCACCGGUCGAGAUUGACCCACAGGCACGCCGCGGGGGCCAGGGUGCUGGCUCUGUGUUUCAUCGAGAACACACACACAUUUGUCAGCUGCGCCAGCGACGGCCUCGUCCAUAUCGUUAAGGCCGAUACGGUCCUCAGCGGCAUCAACUUCCGGUACCCGCGACUGCGCCUCCUGCGUGAGUACAAGCUGAUGGACGGCGAGUUCGCCGUCUGGUGCGAGCACUUCAAGCAGGACGCCAACUCGGUCCUGGUCCUGGCCACCAACAAGUCGGUCGUCCGCGGCAUCGACCUGCGCACCAUGACGCUCCUCUACAAGCUCGAGAACCCCGUGCACCACGGCACGCCGACCUGCUUCUGCAUUGACCGCAAGCGCAACUGGCUCUGCCUGGGCACGUCGCAUGGAGUGCUCGACCUGUGGGACCUCCGCUUCAAGAUGCGCCUCAAGGGCUGGGGGUUACCCGGAAAGGGCUCCAUCUACCGCCUGUGCAUCCAUCCGUCCAAGGGCAGGGGCAAGUGGGUCUGCGUCGCCGGCGGCACGGGACAGGGAGAGGUGACGGUCUGGGACCUGGAGCGCACCAUGUGCCGCGAGAUCUACCGCGUCGGCGGCGGCAGCAGCAACAAGGAAGGCCCCAGGGGGUACGAAGCGUGGGAGGUGGACGAGGACAGGCCCGAGGGCAUGCUAGGCCGGUUCGCGACGCAGAUUGAGCCGUCGGCGACGGGCAACGCCGACCGCGGCGUGCGCGCCAUGGUGGUCGGCACGGGUGUGGCUGAUGAGCAGCGCGGCGAGGUCAGGCACGCGUUCAUUGUCACGGGGGGCUCGGAUAAGAGGCUCCGCUUCUGGGACCUGGCGCGCAUCGAGAAUAGCCUGGUGUACAGCGGCCUGAUGCCGGACGAGGUCCGCCCCACCUACACGGCCAGCCAUCCCACGCCGUCGCUUACGCUGAACACGGAGCGGUGGCAGAAGAUGACUGCGGGGCCGGUGGGGUUGGCGGUGAAUGGCGGGACGGGGAGGAGUGGCAGGGGCAGGUCGUCGACGGCGCCGGGUAGUGCUAGGCCACCCAAGUCGACGGUUAUUUCGUUGCAGCAGCAGCAGUUGCUGAGGAGGCAUUUAGAUGCAGUCGUGGAUGUGGCGUUGCUGGAGUCGCCUUAUGGGAUGAGUGUCUCGGUGGAUAGGAGUGGGGUUGUCUUUGUUUUUCAGUGAGUGAGGGUAUGUAUGUGUCUGUGCUUGGAAGAGUCAUGGGGCUUCAAGGGAGAACAGUCGACCUUUGGGUCAUUUAGGAGGUGGAUAUGGCGUGACGGGACAUGGGUAGGGUUAUUGAAGAUGAAGGGACCUUGUUUUUUUGGGAAUUUUGAUCCUUGGUGCGAGAUCAGAAAGCUUUAUGAAUGUCUGGCCCCCUACUCCGUAACAUGUAUUCAUGAUUGAGGAGGAGUGGGAGUAAGGGUUCAGUUGAGCAAGGCAUAAAUAAGGGUUAGGGUCACUUCUCUGUGAAGUGCCAAGCAGACCCGCC
This is a messenger RNA of Parathielavia appendiculata, 5277 nucleotides long. Its product is annotated as ARM repeat-containing protein. The record is from RefSeq and is a predicted model, not a curated record. Bases 285 to 4970 code for a protein of 1561 amino acids. Gene Ontology annotation, cellular component: phosphatidylinositol 3-kinase complex, class III, type I; nucleus-vacuole junction; phosphatidylinositol 3-kinase complex, class III, type II. Lineage: Eukaryota; Fungi; Ascomycota; Sordariomycetes; Sordariales; Chaetomiaceae. Gene Ontology annotation, molecular function: ATP binding; protein serine/threonine kinase activity; protein binding. The transcript has 2 exons. Gene Ontology annotation, biological process: late endosome to vacuole transport; protein targeting to vacuole; protein phosphorylation.